UGUGAUCCAGGGCCGCAUGUGCAACGUCGCCCGUGAGAUGCCCAAACAUACAAGCCAGUUGGACAGGGAGGCUAUCUGACACGCCUGCCGCACCAUGACCCACAGGUUCAUCGGGGCGACUAUCUGGCACGUCUACGUUGCAGGCACUCCGACGGAAGCCCCGAACUCCUCCACUACCCCGGGUCCUCAAAGCUGCGACUGCUCUGUAUACAAAACUGUCGCUGUCACCCUUGUCAUCGUCAACGCAAUCGCCAUUGUUACAUUUCUCUGGAAGAGACGACAGGCAUGUCAGAAGCUUCAUUCGGAACGUUCUCCCGACGUUGUAGUGAUGGCAGAAGGCAGUACGUCUGAGUAUGCCACUGUGGCUGACGUUGUCGCUGCUGGAGAAGGGGAGCCUAACAAAGUUGUUGUUGGAGCGUCAGCUACUUCUGAAGUCAUCGUAGUCAACUCAACCUAUGUCUCGGCCGAUAAAAAGUGCUUGAGGAGCGGAAUGCCGUCAAAUAUAUCAAAGAACAGAUUAACACCGGCAGAAGACAGGAUGCCAGAAAAAGACGAGCUUGAUGAAGACACAAAAGAGCCAGAAACACCUGAACAAGACGCAAUUGAUGAAGUCAUAUUGGGACAAGAAACACUUUAUCAAAACAUACCGGUCCUCGACACAACUGUACAAGAAGCACGUGAUGGAGAUGCAUUGGAACAAGAGACAGUUUACCAUGAAAUACCGGAGCCAGACAGAACUGAGCAAGAUGUACUUGAUGAAGACACAUUGGAACAAGACACACCGGAGUCGGACGAUCUUUAUGAAGACAUAUCGGAGAUAGACACAACUCCCCACAACACACUUUACAACAUAUCGUAACUAAAGAAGAAACUCUUUAACAGUACGUAAUGAUAUUAUUGAUACAUAUCAAGUCACAGUUGAUACAGAUUCCGCUUAGUCGGACCCAUCUGAACACUCCCCGGAGCUAAACUGUAUCCAUGGUGGGCUUGGUUGUUCAACUUGUUGAACCGGAAGCUGGCAAGGGUAAUGGAGGCGAAGAACGAUUUGAUAUGCCACGAGUGGCGCUUAAAAUGUUGAAUGAAAUAUAUGUUACGUGAGUAAUGUUUAAAUAUGAGGCUGGAAAUCUGACAGCACAACCCUGUGAGGAAAUGGGUGUCGACCUUUGAAGGCGGCGAUAUUUUAUUUUGACAUUAAUAAUAUUUUUCGAACCGAAACGGAAGUACGUUGUCAAAAUCUGCUCGGUUCGCUCGUAUAUAGGAAGACUGGUCAUUUUCUCUCUGUUGCACAACUCUAUUUGCGCUACAGUUUGCCUCUGGUAGAUCAGACAAUGUUCAUGGAAUGUUUUUAUUCAUAAUUUCAUGUUUUCCUGCUUUGCAUCUGUACCCCAUGAUGCAUGAUUAAUCAUUAAAAUGUUCAGAGUUCGUGUCCUCUGUUUAUGUGGAUGACAUCUAAGCAACAGGAGACUUAGCGUUGUUGAACAGACAUGAGCUUCGAUCACUGAGGGCGUGUGAUUGCAAUAAAUCAAAUUCAAU
Haliotis rubra (blacklip abalone) is the source of this 1533-nucleotide messenger RNA. RefSeq lists its product as uncharacterized. NCBI's taxonomy places the organism in Eukaryota, Metazoa, Mollusca, Gastropoda, Lepetellida, Haliotidae. The coding region runs from base 95 to 859 and encodes 254 amino acids. The transcript is spliced from 3 exons. The record is from RefSeq and is a predicted model, not a curated record.